AUGCAAGCAGUGUCGAUCUACACUGUGAUCAUUUUCUGCCCAAUCUUCUCCAAACUCUGUGACGUCAUCGGAAGAAAGAGAACCCUACUCCUGAUAUGCAUUCCCGACCUACUAACCUGGAUAUUGAUAGCGAACGCAAGAAAAGCUUACGUCUUCUUCAUUGCCAAAGUAUUUUCAGGUAUGUCGCAUGGCAUCAUGUUCGCUGCCAUACCUACAUACACCGGUGAAAUAAGUGAACCCAAAGUGAGAGGAACUUGGGGCAAUGCUAUGACUGUGUUCUUUUAUGCAGGUCAACUAUUCGUUACUGUUAUUGGUAGUUACUAUAGUGUCCCAACAUCUUGCUACAUCUUCAUGCCCAUUUCUGUUGUGUUUGGUAUCGUAUUCUGCUUCAUGCCAGAGAGUCCUGUAUUUCUUCUAAUGAAAGGAAGACAUGAGGAAGCUAAAAAUUCGUUGAGGAGACUCAGAGGAAGGGAAGAUAUCAGUGCCGAUUUUGAAGCGUUAAAAGCAGAUGUGGAUCGCCAGAUGUCUGAAAGAGGAAGGUGGAAAGAUCUCUUCCUAAUCAGAAGCAACAGGAAAGCUUUGAUUGCCUUGACGUUCCUAAGGUUUUCUCUGAUUCUGAGUGGAGCAUUUGUGUUCGUCUUCUACAUCGGUUAUAUUUUUGGAAAGUCAGUUGGUACUUUCACCCCUGAAACAUCAUCAAUUAUAUACAUGGCUUUGCACCUAUUGAUGAGCUUUUUUGCAUCUUUCAUUGUCGAUAUUCUGGGAAGAAGAAAAUCCCUAAUUUUUUCUCUCACACCGUGCAGUAUUGUCCUACUUAUCGAGUCUAUCUAUUUUUACAUGGAUGAACAAGUCACAGACGUGGAUAUUAGUUUUUGGAACUGGAUACCUGUUACGGGCUUGGUGCUAUUCGUUGUUCUCUCUUCGUUUGGGAUAGACAUCAUGCCAGCCCUUAUGCAAGGAGAAUUAUUUUCGGCAGCGAUCAAAGCGAAAGGUGUAGGUUUACUUGUGGUAUUCACUUGUGCCAUGUCUGGUACUGUCCAUUAUUUAUUCUUCCUGCUGAGUUCCCGUUUUGGAAUGUUUGUACCAUUUCUAGUAUUUGCUUGUUGCAAUUUGAUAUCUGCAAUAAUAGCUUACUAUAUCAUACCAGAAACUAGAGGAAAAACUCUUGAAGAAAUACAACAAGAUUUGAAGAGACCAGUCAGAUCGAUGAUAGAUGAUGGAAAAGUGUACGAAAAAUGCAACCAAAACAUUCUGUAA
Messenger RNA from Phaedon cochleariae (mustard beetle), 1257 nucleotides. The record is from the annotation of a GenBank genome assembly. Lineage: Eukaryota; Metazoa; Arthropoda; Insecta; Coleoptera; Chrysomelidae.